AUGGCUUCCCACCGCAUCGGCGCCCGCCUGUCUGGCCUCUCGCCAGAGCAGCUUGUCGCCUUCAUCGACGAGCAGGCGCCCCUCUGGAGCGCCGCCGCAAUGCGCGUGGCGGAGGAGCACGCCGCACGGCUCGUGGAGCAGCCCGAGUGGGUGCUCUCCGAGGUCCUCCUCUCUCCGGACCUCGCCCCGCACAUCCUCGCCCAGCUGCCGACCACGGAGCACGCCGUCAAGGGGACAUGCCGCGCGUGGCGCCGCGGCUGGAAGGAAACGCUGAAGAAGCGCGAGAGGCCGCGCGCCGCGGACGAUGAUGGUUGA
Molecule: messenger RNA, 315 nt
Organism: Emiliania huxleyi CCMP1516
Lineage: Eukaryota; Haptophyta; Isochrysidales; Noelaerhabdaceae
Exons: 2
Coding region: 1-315 (104 amino acids)
Source: RefSeq, a predicted model, not a curated record